AUGUCAGGACCAGUUGGAUCAACGGACCAGCUCACAGCAGUGAAGAAGGAGAGAGACAUUCAAAUGAUCCAUGCUAACAAAAGAGUGCACUCUGAGGAACAAGAAAACAAAGAGUGUCAUAAGCACUCCAGGUGCCAAACAACAAAGGAGAAGCUGCAUGAGCAGAUACCCCCGGAAGUCCAUACUGGAGAAAAGCCACAUCAGUGCUCUCAGUGUGUAAAGGCAUUUGCUCACAUGUCUCAUCUCAAAAGACACCAGCUGACCCACACUGGGGAGAAAACACAUCAGUGUUCUCAGUGUAAAAAAAGAUUUAGUCGAAAGUCUGAUCUUAAGAACCAUGAAAUGAUCCAUACAGGAGAAAAGCCACAUCAUUGCUCUCAAUGUGAAAAAGGAUUUAGUCGAAAGUCUGAUCUCAAGAAGCACCAAUGGGUCCAUACUGGAGAAGCGCCACAUCAGUGUUCUCAAUGUGAAAAAAGAUUUAGUCAAAAGGGUGAUCUCAAGACACAUCAAAUGAUCCAUACUGGAGAAAAGCCACAUCAGUGUCCUCAGUGUGGAAAAUCCUUUGCUCAAAAACAUAAUCUUAAGGAUCAUCAGAUGAUCCAUACUGGAGUAAAGCCACAUCAGUGUCCUGAAUGUGGAAAGGCAUUUAUUCAGAAAUCUUCUCUCCGUGGACACCAGAGAAUCCACACAGGAGAUAAACCGCAUCAGUGUUCUCAAUGUGGAAAAGCCUUUAAUCAGAAGAGCUAUCUAAAGCAACACCAAAAGGUCCAUACUGGAGAAAAGCCACAUCAGUGCUCUCAGUGUGGAAAGGCAUUCACUCAAAAGAGUCAUCUCAAAAGACACCAGUUGAUCCACAUUGGAGAGAAAACACACAAGUGUUCCCAGUGCAAAAAAAUAUUUAAUCAAAAGUCUGAUCUCAUGAAGCAUCAAAGGAUCCAUAGUGGAGAAAAAACAUUUCAGUGUUCUCAAUGUGAUAAAACCUUUGCUCAAACGUCUCAUCUCAAGGAUCAUGAGAGGAUCCAUUCUGGAGAAAAGCCCCAUCAGUGUCCUCAUUGUGGAAAGGCAUUUAUUCAAAAGUCUGCUCUUAGAGGACACCAGAGAAUCCACACAGGAGAAAAACCCUACCAGUGUCCUCAGUGUGGAAAAGCCUUUUAUCAUAAGUGGAGUCUUAAAUUACACCAACGCAUCCACACUGAGGAAAAGCCACACCAGUGUUCUCAGUGUGGAAAAGGCUUUAACUACAAGAGUAGUCUUAAGACUCACCAGAGCAUCCAUAGUGGGGAAAAACCUUAUCAGUGUUCUCAGUGUGGAAAGACCUUCAAUCAAAAGGGCAAUCUGAAGCAACACCAAACAAAGAAGAAAAUGUGUGGAACCAGGUCUUCAGUCCAAAAUCUAAACUGA
Molecule: messenger RNA, 1401 nt
Organism: Sardina pilchardus (European sardine)
Lineage: Eukaryota; Metazoa; Chordata; Actinopteri; Clupeiformes; Clupeidae
Product: zinc finger protein OZF-like
Exons: 4
Coding region: 1-1401 (466 amino acids)
Biological process (GO): regulation of DNA-templated transcription
Molecular function (GO): DNA-binding transcription factor activity, RNA polymerase II-specific; RNA polymerase II cis-regulatory region sequence-specific DNA binding
Source: RefSeq, a predicted model, not a curated record